This is a messenger RNA of Syzygium oleosum, 737 nucleotides long. RefSeq lists its product as uncharacterized. The transcript has 2 exons. The record is from RefSeq and is a predicted model, not a curated record. The coding region runs from base 128 to 490 and encodes 120 amino acids. Lineage: Eukaryota; Viridiplantae; Streptophyta; Magnoliopsida; Myrtales; Myrtaceae.
UUCCCUAACCCUAGCCACAGAACACAUUUCCCUCGCCUAUAAAUGCCACGCAAAGGACCACCAGAUCUUCACACCAAGCGGAGACACUCCCUCAUCACAUAAACUGGUUAAGCAACUGAAUCCAACCAUGAAGGCAGCAUUUGCGCUCUUCCUUGUCCUCGUGCUGAUUGUGGCAGUUCUACAAGCCGAUGCAAAGCCCAUGAAUCUCCAGGGGCGUCGGCUCGCCGAUGCGAGCAUGGGCCGCAAAGCUUUUGCUAGCAGUAGCGAUGCUACCGUUUCUUCUACUUCCGCCGCUGCUACUACUUCAAGCAAGAUCACCGAUUCCAUGAGCACUACUAGUACUUCUACUCCAACCACUGCUACCACUACAGGCAACACCAACGCUCAAACCGAGCCCCAGCGGGAGAAGAAUGAUGGAUACAACAGCUACUCAAGUGCUCCGGCCAACUCCAGCGGCGAUGGUUCUCACCGUGUGAUCAUGGGCCCCUAAACUGCCCUGUUGGGAGGUGGGGAUGGUCAGUCUAAAUCUAAACUAUAAAUAUAGUGAUUAAUGAAUAAAUUGGGGAACCUCUUGUUCAAAGCAUGAAUCUUACGCAUGGCACAAGUUGAUUUCCACCAGAAAUGCAACAUAUAUGUCAUGAUCAUAGCUGGCCCUUAGGCCAUACCUGCUGUGUGGUUUGUGUACUACAAGAUAUGGAAAUAAAGAGACCUGGCCGUAGCUAGGUUUUAUGUGGUUA